AGUCAUUCCACAGCCAUCCCAACAAUCCCAACGGAGAGCGAAACGUCACUUUGUGACAAUUAUCGUUGGAGAAGGUGUGUUUGUUGCCUUGGUGUUCGGUGUAUUGUUAUCGUGGUCAACUCUAGAGUGCAGUUCUUGUUGGCGCAAUAAGUCGGGGAAAUUGAUGAGGAUCAAAAUGAACCAAGAGCCCCUUGGGGUGGCUUCGGACGUAGUACUUCCACAGCAACUCACGAGAUGGAGCAACACACAACCACCUCACUUCCUAACAGAUUAUAGUUCCUCCGGUGAACAACCAGCUCAUAAUAAGCCUCCCUUCCUACUAGAUCAUCAGAUAAAUCAGAAAAUUAUUUUAUGGAAUGGCGACAUAUCUGCGUUACAAGUGGAUGCUAUCGUAAAUUCGACAAAUGAAUCAAUGACAGAAAGCAACCCUAUAAGUGACAGGAUAUAUCAAAGAGCUGGAUCCGAUCUUAAGGAAGAAAUCAAUGUAGAUAUUCGAGAAUGUAGGACAGGGGAAGCAAUAGUAACACGAGGACACGCACUGCCAGCGAGGUACAUAAUUCAUACGGUGGGACCCAAGUACAACAUUAAAUAUCAAUCAGCGUCCGAAAACACGUUACAUUGCUGUUACAGGAAUGUUCUCCAGAAGACGAAAGAGCUGGGGCUCCAUUCAUUAGGUCUCUGUGUAAUCAAUUCAGUCAGAAGAAAUUAUCCACCCAAUGAGGGAGCUCAUAUUGCAUUACGUACCGUACGAAGAUUUCUCGAGCGAUACGGCAACUCAAUCGACACACUAAUCUUCGUGGUGGACAACACAGAUUUCGGAAUCUACGAAGUUUUGCUUCCACUCUAUUUCCCAAGGUCACUUAUGGAGCAGGAGGCAUCGAAAUGGCAGCUUCCAGCUGAUCUGGGUGGUGAAGAUGGCGAACCCCUGUUGCCCGACAGACAGAUCAGGAUCAUUGACAAUCCACAGCACACCCUUCAUCCUGACGAAGAAUCGAUUGAUAUCUCGACGCAGCUGGAGACCUCCAUCAAUAUCGAACAUGCAUUCAGUCAGAUGCAGGGAGAUUUGGAUCAGCAGCGUCUUCUUGGUGAGCGGCCACUGAACGAUCCUCUGGCCGACAUCAUGGUGAAAGAGAUCCAGCAUCAAGAACGUUACGAACGAUUGUUGAGAAGGGCUAGAACAGAGGACUUGACAGAAGUAUCCGGAAUCGGCUGCUUGUAUCAGAGUGGCGUUGACAGGUUAGGAAGGCCAGUAGUUGUGUUCGUUGGAAAAUGGUUUCCCUUCAACAAAAUUAAUUUAGAUAAGGCUCUUUUGUACCUGAUUACUCUCCUAGAUCCCAUUGUCAGAGGAGAUUACGUCAUAGCUUACUUCCACACAUUGACGUCAAGUAAUAACUAUCCAUCUUUCUCUUGGUUGAAGGAGGUGUACAAUGUUCUGCCGUACAAGUACAAGAAGAAUUUGAAGGCGUUUUACAUCGUGCAUCCCACUUUUUGGACUAAGAUGAUGAGUUGGUGGUUCACUACGUUCAUGGCUCCAGCUAUCAAACAGAAAGUUCACAGCUUACCCGGAGUGGAGUAUCUUUAUGCAGUCAUGUCACCUGAUCAACUUGAAAUUCCAGCUUUCAUUACAGAAUAUGAUAUGACUCCACUUUACAAGCUGAUACUUGAAGAAGCCUACAAAUUUGACGAUUCUCUCUCUUUCUCUAGAUAAAUGGCCUGAGAUAUUUCCAACCAAGCCUAACAACAUAACAAAGACAACAAGCUCCUACCUUGGUUUAACAGCAGAGAAGCGCGGUAUCCAUGUAUGAUUUGCGCUCCAAUUCUAUCACCGUUCAUCGUCGCAAUAUUUUCGAUUAGUAUUAAGUUGUGCUGUGCCAACUGGUAUGAAAUAGUGAUGAAACACACGCUUUGAGUGACCUUGCAGGUCUUCAAUGGACAACACUUGAUUUGGGAAACAAUGUGAAAGAUUCGUUUCUACUUAGGAACUCUUAAUUUUAAGGCUGUGCAAACUGUAAGCACUUGUAUUUAUACUAUGUAGUGUUGAGUGCUAUAUUGAAAGUUUAUUAGGUUUAGUCUGAUAUUUUUAUCGAUUUUUUAUAUUGCAAUACAUAAAAACCGAACAGUUAAGUUUGUGAAGAAACAAAAAAUUUGUUGAAACCUAUUAUAUGACCCAUGGUAAUUGGAAUACGCUAUAACCUAAUCAUUUAGGUUUCAUCUGGAUCAAUUAAUGAUUCUUUCGUAAUUGAAUCGUAAUGAAGAAAACUAAAUUUUUCAGGAAAUGGAUAAUUUUCGUUCUUUCAGCAUAGAAAAACAAUCGAUUGUUGGUAAUGACUGAAAAACCCCAGAUUCUUAUGAUGAAUUCCCUGAAAUAUAUUUUCAAUUUGUCAUUUAUGAAUUCAUGGAAUGGUUCAGAGUUUUAGACAUGCGUUUUAUUGCUUCCUAUUGACAAUUUGACUGAUUUAAUUGAUUGUUGUUAGUAGAUAUGGGCACCCAAAAAUUAAAUAAUUUUGAAUAUCUUCUUCCAAUAUCGCAGUGUGCUAUGCAAAUGAGCUGCAAAAAGCAAUAAUCUUCAUGUUGAAAGUGAUUUCCAUGUUAUUGAUUUCACUGUUGAAUUAGUUGAAACUUUGAUAUUGAUUAAUGUUUUUUCUACUUUCCUAUCAGUUUAUUAAAUACGUUAGGUGUUUCAUCAAGAUGAUUGAUUUCUUCAUCUGCUGAUAUCUCUAAAUGUGAUUCUCAUGUGAAACUAUCCUCAUUACAAUAUCAUAGCUCCUUGUUUUUUCAUUGAAUGUUUCGUCUCCAUAUUGUUCAAUAUUCUAAAACGAAUAAGCAGUUAUGUAAUCAAAUGUGAAUUCCCAUCCACAUCAGAUCAAAACAAGGUUUACUCCGAAUUGUCACGAAAAAACAAGAACAGAAAUAAUAACGAAAACAAAAUUUUGUAUAAGCAAAUAAUAUUGUUCAAUACCACCAACUGGAAAUAACUAUUUAUAGUACUCAGAUUGUUCAGAAUCACCUUUAGAGAAUCAUGAUAGUCAGAAUUGAAAAAAUUGAACCUUAUAUGUCUUGUUUUGAAGUUGAGAAUUCAUAUCUCUGAAUGAAACAUUAUGUACUUAUAUAUGUGCCAAGGAAAAUCAAUUAUUACAUUCAUUUUUGAUUUCCUCAAACAGCAUUAAUGUUCAACUUGGUACGAUCUCUGACAUAUUUAUUUGCAUUUCUAAACUUUCCAUAUAUGAAAAGUUGAAUACUCUUUAUCAAAUAGUCUCAAGAAAAUUUAGAAUAGCCUUUUCCAUUUCGUGAUUUCAACAUUUUUAUGGUAGUCGAUCGACUAUGAAAUUCUUCUAUUCACAUUUAACUAUCACUACUUUCCAGCACUAUUCAAUUUUAUAAUAUGAUUUCCCUUUAUAUAGAUGUAGUGGAAAUUUUCUAUCCAUGCUCAAAAUAUGACAUCAAAAAAUUGUUAAAAAUAGUGUCUUGAGAAGAAUAUAUUCUGAAUUUUUGCAGUGUUGAUUUUUAUUUUUUCAAAUGAUAUAUUGUUGUAAUUGUUGAAAAGAUUUCUAAGAAAUUUGUUAGAAGCGAUGCCAUAUGGUUGCUUCAAAGAAAUACUGUUGACACAAAGGUUUUCAAUCACUAAUGAGCUUACAUUUCUGUUAUAACAAAUAUACAGAUUAUAAAUAAAAUUUUGAAGAAAUA
Messenger RNA from Harmonia axyridis, 3684 nucleotides. It is a transcript of the gene Gdap2, whose product is annotated as protein GDAP2 homolog. Lineage: Eukaryota; Metazoa; Arthropoda; Insecta; Coleoptera; Coccinellidae. The record is from RefSeq and is a predicted model, not a curated record. The transcript has 11 exons. Bases 164 to 1708 code for a protein of 514 amino acids.